Nerophis ophidion (straightnose pipefish) is the source of this 11448-nucleotide messenger RNA. RefSeq names its product golgin subfamily B member 1-like. Gene Ontology annotation, molecular function: DNA binding. The record is from RefSeq and is a predicted model, not a curated record. Bases 1 to 10809 code for a protein of 3602 amino acids. The transcript is spliced from 7 exons. NCBI's taxonomy places the organism in Eukaryota, Metazoa, Chordata, Actinopteri, Syngnathiformes, Syngnathidae.
AUGCUCAUGAGCAAAGAAAAACUAGAGCUUGCCUUGAUGAAGUCUGAUAUGCAAAAACAAUUGAUCACAUUGGAGGAGAAUCAACGCAUGAUUAAAGAGGGAUACAUUGACCUUGAAAUCAGAGAAAAUGAGUUUAAAAAGAAUACAACAGGACUGGACACGAUUGCUGAGAAGAUGAAGAGGGGAAGGGAACAAAUUCAUCAGCUAAACAUGGAUGUUCGGACCAAAACAGAUGAAGUCAAUGACAACAGAUGUGCAAUGGAACAGCAACAUAGGGAUUUGUGUGUUCUCAGACAGGAACAUUGUCAAAAGAGCAAAGAGAUUGCAGUUGCCAGAACCAAAAUAAGUACAGAGAUGGAAAAGCUACUCAAAAUGAAGGCCAGCUUUGAAUCCGACAAAAUGCUGCAUGCCAAAGACAUGGAGAUGAUGGAACAACUGCAAUCUGAGCAGAAGGUGUUGCAAGAUCACUUUAGGUCUUGCAUCCUGUCAAUGGAAAGACUUCUGGUGGAAAAACAAAACCUAAAGAAACUGAAGAACAACAUUAAACAAGAGAGAGAAUACCUGAGCAAAGCCAACAUGCUCAUGAGCAAAGAAAAACUAGAGCUCGCCUUGAUGAAGUCUGAUAUGCAAAAACAAUUGAUCACAUUGGAGGAGAAUCAACGCAUGAUUAAAAAGGGAUACAUUGACCUUGAAAUCAGAGAAAAUGAGUUUAAAAAGAAUACAACAGGACUGGGCACGAUUGCUGAGAAGAUGAAGAGGGGAAGGGAACAAAUUCAUCAGCUAAACAUGGAUGUUCGGACCAAAAGAGAUGAAGUCAAUGACAACAGAUGUGCAAUGGAACAGCAACAUAGGGACUUGUGUGUUCUCAGACAGGAACAUUGUCAAAAGAGCACAGAGAUUGCAUUUGCCAGAACCAAAAUAAGUACAGAGAUGGAAAAGCUACUCAAAAUGAAGGCCAGCUUUGAAUCCGACAAAAUGCUGCAUGCCAAAGACAUGGAGAUGAUGGAACAACUGCAAUCUGAGCAGAAGGUGUUGCAAGAUCACUUUAGGUCUUGUAUCCUGUCAAUGGAAAGAGUGAGAGAUGAUUUAAAGGCAAAGUAUAAAAAGAAAAUUGAAGACAUUGACAAAAAGGUUGUCAAAUUAGAAGCGAAAAAAGAAGGCAUACCAAAAUUGUUGCUUACAAUAAAGCACAUAUUGAAAAAUACUAAUCAGGGCAGAGAUCAAAUAUCAAUCAACAACAAACUAAUUGUAGGAGGAAAGAUUCAGCUGGACAACUUGUUUUCAAACAUUGUGAAAGAAACAGAAGACAUAAAACAUCUGAAAACAAAGCUCCUGGUGGAAAAACAAAACCUAGACAAACUGAAGAACAACAUUAAACAAGAGAGAGCAUACCUGAGCAAAGCCAACAUGCUCAUGAGCAAAGAAAAACUAGAGCUGGCCUUGAUGAAGUCUGAUAUGCAAAAACAAUUGAUCACAUUGGUGGAGAAUCAACGCAUGAUUAAAGAGGGAUACAUUGACCUUGAAAUCAGAGAAAAUGAGUUUAAAAAGAAUACAACAGGACUGGACACGAUUGCUGAGAAGAUGAAGAGGGGAAGGGAACAAAUUCAUCAGCUAAACAUGGAUGUUCGGACCAAAAUAGAUGAAGUCAAUGACAACAGAUGUGCAAUGGAACAGCAACAUAGGGACUUGUGUGUUCUCAGACAGGAACAUUGUCAAAAGAGCAAAGAGAUUGCAGUUGCCAGAACCAAAAUAAAUACAGAGAUGGAAAAGCUACUCAAAAUGAAGGCCAGCUUUGAAUCCGACAAAAUGCUGCAUGCCAAAGACAUGGAGAUGAUGGAACAACUGCAAUCUGAGCAGAAGGUGUUGCAAGAUCACUUUAGGUCUUGCAUCCUGUCAAUGGAAAGACUCCUGGUGGAAAAAAAGAACCUAGAGAAACUGAACAACAACAUUAAACAAGAGAAAGAAUACCUGAGCAAAGCCAACAUGCUCAUGAGCAAAGAAAAACUAGAGCUUGCCUUGAUGAAGUCUGAUAUGCAAAAACAAUUGAUCACAUUGGAGGAGAAUCAACGCAUGAUUAAAGAGGGAUACAUUGACCUUGAAAUCAGAGAAAAUGAGUUUAAAAGGAAUACAACAGGACUGGACACGAUUGCUGAGAAGAUGAAGAGGGGAAGGGAACAAAUUCAUCAGCUAAACAUGGAUGUUCGGACCAAAAGAGAUGAAGUCAACGACAACAGAUGUGCAGUGGAACAGCAACAUAGGGACUUGUGUGUUCUCAGACAGGAACAUUGUCAAAAGAGCAAAGAGAUUGCAUUUGCCAGAACCAAAAUAAGUACAGAGAUGGAAAAGCUACUCAAAAUGAAGGCCAGCUUUGAAUCCGACAACAUGCUGCAUGCCAAAGACAUGGAGAUGAUGGAACAACUGCAAUCUGAGCACAAGGUGUUGCAAGAUCACUUUAGGUCUUGUAUCCUGUCAAUGGAAAGAGUAAGAGAUGAUUUAAAGGCAAAGUAUAAAAAGAAAAUUGAAGACAUUGACAAAAAACAGGAACAUUGUCAAAAGAGCAAAGAGAUUGCAUUUGCCAAAACCAAAAUAAGUACAGAGAUGGAAAAGCUACUCAAAAUGAAGGCCAGCUUUGAAUCCGACAAAAUGCUGCAUGCCAAAGACAUGGAGAUGAUGGAACAACUGCAAUCUGAGCAGAAGGUGUUGAAAGAUCACUUUAGGUCUUGUAUCCUGUCAAUGGAAAGACUCCUGGUGGAAAAACAAAACCUAGACAAACUGAAGAACAACAUUAAACACGAGAGAGCAUAUCUGAGCAAAGCCAACAUGCUCAUGAGCAAAGAAAAACUAGAGCUGGCCUUGAUGAAGUCUGAUAUGCAAAAACAAUUGAUCACAUUGGUGGAGAAUCAACACAUGAUUAAAGAGGGAUACAUUGACCUUGAAAUCAGAGAAAAUGAGUUUAAAAAGAAUACAACAGGACUGGACACGAUUGCUGAGAAGAUGAAGAGGGGAAGGGAACAAAUUCAUCAGCUAAACAUGGAUGUUCGGACCAAAAGAGAUGAAGUCAAUGACAACAGAUGUGCAAUGGAACAGCAACAUAGGGACUUGUGUGUUGUCAGACAGGAACAUUGUCAAAAGAGCAAAGAGAUUGCAUUUGCCAGAACCAAAAUAAGUACAGAGAUGGAAAAGCUACUCAAAAUGAAGGCCAGCUUUGAAUCCGACAAAAUGCUGCAUGCCAAUGACAUGGAGAUGAUGGAACAACUGCAAUCUGAGCAGAAGGUGUUGCAAGAUCACUUUAGGUCUUGUAUCCUGUCAAUGGAAAGAGUGAAAGAUGAUUUAAAGGCAAAGUAUAAAAAGAAAAUUGAAGACAUUGACAAAAAGGUUGUCAAAUUAGAAGCGAAAAAAGAAGGCAUACCGAAAUUGUUGCUUACAAUAAAGCACAUAUUGAAAAAUACUAAUCAAGGCAGAGAUCAAAUAUCAAUCAACAACAAACUAAUUGUAGGAGGAAAGAUUCAGCUGUACAACUUGUUUUCAAACAUUGUGAAAGAAACAGAAGACAUAAAACAUCUGAAAACAAAGCUCCUGGUGGAAAAACAAAACCUAGACAAACUGAAGAACAACAUUAAACAAGAGAGAGCAUACCUGAGCAAAGCCAACAUGCUCAUGAGCAAAGAAAAACUAGAGCUUGCCUUGAUGAAGUCUGAUAUGCAAAAACAAUUGAUCACUUUGGAGGAGAAUCAACGCAUGAUUAAAGAGGGAUACAUUGACCUUGAAAUCAGAGAAAAUGAGUUUAAAAAGAAUACAACAGGACUGGACACGAUUGCUGAGAAGAUGAAGAGGGGAAGGGAACAAAUUCAUCAGCUAAACAUGGAUGUUCGGACCAAAAGAGAUGAAGUCAAUGACAACAGAUGUGCAAUGGAAAAGCAACAUAGGGACUUGUGUGUUCUCAGACAGGAACAUUGUCAAAAGAGCAAAGAGAUUGCAUUUGCCAGAACCAAAAUAAGUACAGAGAUGGAAAAGCUACUCAAAAUGAAGGCCAGCUUUGAAUCCGACAAAAUGCUGCAUGCCAAAGACAUGGAGAUGAUGGAACAACUGCAAACUGAGCAGAAGGUGUUGCAAGAUCACUUUAGGUCUUGUAUCCUGUCAAUGGAAAGAGUGAGAGAUGAUUUAAAGGCAAAGUAUAAAAAGAAAAUUGAAGACAUUGACAAAAAGGUUGUCAAAUUAGAAGCGAAAAAAGAAGGCAUACCAAAAUUGUUGCUUACAAUAAAGCACAUAUUGAAAAAUACUAAUCAGGGCAGAGAUCAAAUAUCAAUCAACAACAAACUAAUUGUAGGAGGAAAGAUUCAGCUGGACAACUUGUUUUCAAACAUUGUGAAAGAAACAGAAGACAUAAAACAUCUGAAAACAAAGCUCCUGGUGGAAAAACAAAACCUAGACAAACUGAAGAACAACAUUAAACAAGGCAGAGCAGACCUGAGCAAAGCCAACAUGCUCAUGAGCAAAGAAAAACUAGAGCUCGCCUUGAUGAAGUCUGAUAUGCAAAAACAAUUGAUCACAUUGGAAGAGAAUCAACGCAUGAUUAAAGAGGGAUACAUUGACCUUGAAAUCAGAGAAAAUGAGUUUAAAAAGAAUACAACAGGACUGGACACGAUUGCUGAGAAGAUGAAGAGGGGAAGGGAACAAAUUCAUCAGCUAAACAUGGAUGUUCGGACAAAAAGAGAUGAAGUCAAUGACAACAGAUGUGCAAUGGAACAGCAACAUAGGGACUUGUGUGUUCUCAGACAGGAACAUUGUCAAAAGAGCAAAGAGAUUGCAUUUGCCAGAACCAAAAUAAGUACAGAGAUGGAAAAGCUACUCAAAAUGAAGGCCAGCUUUGAAUCCGACAAAAUGCUGCAUGCCAAAGACAUGGAGAUGAUGGAACAACUGCAAUCUGAGCACAAGGUGUUGCAAGAUCACUUUAGGUCUUGUAUCCUGUCAAUGGAAAUAGUGAGAGAUGAUUUAAAGGCAAAGUAUAAAAAGAAAAUUGAAGACAUUGACAAAAAGGUUGUCAAAUUAGAAGCGAAACAAGAAGGCAUACCGAAAUUGUUGCUUACAAUAAAGCACAUAUUGAAAAAUACUAAUCAAGGCAGAGAUCAAAUAUCAAUCAACAACAAACUAAUUGUAGGAGGAAAGAUUCAGCUGGACAACUUGUUUUCAAACAUUGUGAAAGAAACAGAAGACAUAAAACAUCUGAAAACAAAGCUCCUGGUGGAAAAACAAAACCUAGACAAACUGAAGAACAACAUUAAACAAGACAGAGCAGACCUGAGCAAAGCCAACAUGCUCAUGAGCAAAGAAAAACUAGAGCUGGCCUUGAUGAAGUCUGAUAUGCAAAAACAAUUGAUCACAUUGGAGGAGAAUCAACGCAUGAUUAAAGAGGGAUACAUUGACCUUGAAAUCAGAGAAAAUGAGUUUAAAAAGAAUACAACAGGACUGGACACGAUUGCUGAGAAGAUGAAGAGGGGAAGGGAACAAAUUCAUCAGCUAAACAUGGAUGUUCGGACCAAAAGAGAUGAAGUCAAUGACAACAGAUGUGCAAUGGAACAGCAACAUAGGGACUUGUGUGUUCUCAGACAGGAACAUUGUCAAAAGAGCAAAGAGAUUGCAUUUGCCAGAACCAAAAUAAGUACAGAGAUGGAAAAGCUACUCAAAAUGAAGGCCAGCUUUGAAUCCGACCAAAUGCUGCAUGCCAAAGACAUGGAGAUGAUGGAACAACUGCAAUCUGAGCAGGUGUUGCAAGAUCACUUUAGGUCUUGUAUCCUGUCAAUGGAAAGCGUGAGAGAUGAUUUAAAGGCAAGGUAUAAAAAGAAAAUUGAAGACAUUGACAAAAAGGUUGUCAAAUUAGAAGCGAAACAAGAAGGCAUACCAAAAUUGUUGCUUACAAUAAAGCACAUAUUGAAAAAUACUAAUCAAGGCAGAGAUCAAAUAUCAAUCAACAACAAACUAAUUGUAGGAGGAAAGAUUCAGCUGGUUAACUUGUUUUCAAACAUUGUGAAAGAAACAGAAGACAUAAAACAUCUUAAAACAAAGCUCCUGGUGGAAAAACAAAACCUAGAGAAACUGAAGAACUACAUUAAACAAGAGAAAGAAUACCUGAGCAAAGCCAACAUGCUCAUGAGCAAAGAAAAACUAGAGGUGGCCUUGAUGAAGUCUGAUAUGCAAAAACAAUUGAUCACAUUGGAGGAGAAUCAACGCAUGAUUAAAGAGGGAUACAUUGACCUUGAAAUCAGAGAAAAUGAGUUUAAAAAGAAUACAACAGGACUGGACACGAUUGCUGAGAAGAUGAAGAGGGGAAGGGAACAAAUUCAUCAGCUAAACAUGGAUGUUCGGACCAAAAGAGAUGAAGUCAAUGACAACAGAUGUGCAAUGGAACAGCAACAUAGGGACUUGUGUGUUCUCAGACAGGAACAUUGUCAAAAGAGCAAAGAGAUUGCAUUUGCCAGAACCAAAAUAAGUACAGAGAUGGAAAAGCUACUCAAAAUGAAGGCCAGCUUUGAAUCCGAACAAAUGCUGCAUGCCAAAGACAUGGAGAUGAUGGAACAACUGCAAUCCGAGCAGAAGGUGUUGCAAGAUCACUUUAGGUCUUGUAUCCUGUCAAUGGAAAGCGUGAGAGAUGAUUUAAAGGCAAAGUAUAAAAAGAAAAUUGAAGACAUUGACAAAAAGGUUGUCAAAUUAGAAGCGAAACAAGAAGGCAUACCGAAAUUGUUGCUUACAAUAAAGCACAUAUUGAAAAAUACUAAUCAAGGCAGAGAUCAAAUAUCAAUCAACAACAAACUAAUUGUAGGAGGAAAGAUUCAGCUGGACAACUUGUUUUCAAACAUUGUGAAAGAAACAGAAGACAUAAAACAUCUGAAAACAAAGCUCCUGGUGGAAAAACAAAACCUAGACAAACUGAAGAACAACAUUAAACAAGACAGAGCAGACCUGAGCAAUGCCAACAUGCUCAUGAGCAAAGAAAAACUAGAGCUGGCCUUGAUGAAGUCUGAUAUGCAAAAACAAUUGAUCACAUUGGAGGAGAAUCAACGCAUGAUUAAAGAGGGAUACAUUGACCUUGAAAUCAGAGAAAAUGAGUUUAAAAAGAAUACAACAGGACUGGACACGAUUGCUGAGAAGAUGAAGAGGGGAAGGGAACAAAUUCAUCAGCUAAACAUGGAUGUUCGGACCAAAAGAGAUGAAGUCAAUGACAACAGAUGUGCAAUGGAACAGCAACAUAGGGACUUGUGUGUUCUCAGACAGGAACAUUGUCAAAAGAGCAAAGAGAUUGCAUUUGCCAGAACCAAAAUAAGUACAGAGAUGGAAAAGCUACUCAAAAUGAAGGCCAGCUUUGAAUCCGACCAAAUGCUGCAUGCCAAAGACAUGGAGAUGAUGGAACAACUGCAAUCUGAGCAGGUGUUGCAAGAUCACUUUAGGUCUUGUAUCCUGUCAAUGGAAAGCGUGAGAGAUGAUUUAAAGGCAAAGUAUAAAAAGAAAAUUGAAGACAUUGACAAAAAGGUUGUCAAAUUAGAAGCGAAACAAGAAGGCAUACCAAAAUUGUUGCUUACAAUAAAGCACAUAUUGAAAAAUACUAAUCAAGGCAGAGAUCAAAUAUCAAUCAACAACAAACUAAUUGUAGGAGGAAAGAUUCAGCUGGACAACUUGUUUUCAAACAUUGUGAAAGAAACAGAAGACAUAAAACAUCUUAAAACAAAGCUCCUGGUGGAAAAACAAAACCUAGAGAAACUGAAGAACUACAUUAAACAAGAGAAAGAAUACCUGAGCAAAGCCAACAUGCUCAUGAGCAAAGAAAAACUAGAGGUGGCCUUGAUGAAGUCUGAUAUGCAAAAACAAUUGAUCACAUUGGAGGAGAAUCAACGCAUGAUUAAAGAGGGAUACAUUGACCUUGAAAUCAGAGAAAAUGAGUUUAAAAAGAAUACAACAGGACUGGACACGAUUGCUGAGAAGAUGAAGAGGGGAAGGGAACAAAUUCAUCAGCUAAACAUGGAUGUUCGGACCAAAAGAGAUGAAGUCAAUGACAACAGAUGUGCAAUGGAACAGCAACAUAGGGACUUGUGUGUUCUCAGACAGGAACAUUGUCAAAAGAGCAAAGAGAUUGCAUUUGCUAGAACCAAAAUAAGUACAGAGAUGGAAAAGCUACUCAAAAUGAAGGCCAGCUUUGAAUCCGACCAAAUGCUGCAUGCCAAAGACAUGGAGAUGAUGGAACAACUGCAAUCCGAGCAGAAGGUGUUGCAAGAUCACUUUAGGUCUUGUAUCCUGUCAAUGGAAAGCGUGAGAGAUGAUUUAAAGGCAAAGUAUAAAAAGAAAAUUGAAGACAUUGACAAAAAGGUUGUCAAAUUAGAAGCGAAACAAGAAGGCAUACCGAAAUUGUUGCUUACAAUAAAGCACAUAUUGAAAAAUACUAAUCAAGGCAGAGAUCAAAUAUCAAUCAACAACAAACUAAUUGUAGGAGGAAAGAUUCAGCUGGACAACUUGUUUUCAAACAUUGUGAAAGAAACAGAAGACAUAAAACAUCUGAAAACAAAGCUCCUGGUGGAAAAACAAAACCUAGAGAAACUGAAGAACAACCUUAAACAAGAGAGAGCAUACCUGAGCAAAGCCAAUAUGCUCAUGAGCAAAGAAAAACUAGAACUGGCCUUGAUGAAGUCUGAUAUGCAAAAACAAUUGAUCACAUUGGAGCAGAAACAACGCAUGAUUAAAGCGGGAUACAUUGACCUUGAAAUCAGAGAAAAUGAGUUUAGAAAGAAUAAAACAGAAUUGGACAGAAUAGCUGAGAAGCUGAAGAAGAAGAUGGAACAGAUUUAUCAGCUAAACAUGGCUGUUGGGAUAAAAAGAGAUGAAGUCAAUGAUAACCAAUGUGCAAUGGAACAGCAAAAUAGGGAUUUGUGUGUUCUUAGACAAGAACAUUGUCAACAGAGAAAAGAGUUUUCAUUUGCCAGAACCAUUAUAAGUACAGGGAUGGAAAAGCUAGUCAAAAUGAAGGCUAAUUUUGAAACCGAAAAAAUACUGCAUGCCGAAGACACGAAGCAGAUGGAAAAACUGCAAUCAGAGCAAAAGGCAUUGAACAAUUACUUUGGGUCUUGUAUCCUGUCAAUGAAAAGAGUGAGAGAUGUUUUAAAGGCAACGUAUAAGAAGAAACUUGAGGAUGUUGACAAAAAAAUAAUAAUUUUAGAAGCAAAAAAUGAAGGUAUGCCGAAAAUCUUGUUUGAAUUAAAACACACGAUGGAAAAUAUUAAUAGAGGCAGAAAUCAAAUAUCAAUCAACAACAAACUAACAAUGGGAGGAAAGACCCAGCUGGAAAAAUUGUUUUCAAACGUAGUGAAAGAAACAGAAGAAAUAAAACAUCUGAAGACAAAACUCUUGUUGGAAAAACAAAACCUGGACAAACUGAAGAAAAACAUUAAACAAGAGAAAGAAAUAAUGAGGGAAAUCAAUAGGAUAAUGAGCAAAGGAAAACUGGAGUUGGACUUGUUGAAGUCUGAUAUGCAAAAACAAUUGAUCACAUUGGAAGAUAAUCAACACAUAACUAAAGAGAGAUACAUUGACCUUGAAAUUAGAGAACAUGAGUUCAAGAAGAAUAAAACAGGAUUGGACACAUUAGUUGAGGAUAUGAAGAAGGAAAAGAAAAAUAUUCAUCACUUAAACAUGGAUGUCGUGACUAAAAGAGAUGAAGUCAAUGACAACAUAUAUGCAUUGGAUCAGAAAAAUAAGGCCUUUGGUGUUCUGAGACAAGAACAUUGCCAAAAGAGCAAGGAGAUUGAAGGUAUACCAAAAUUGUUGCUUAGAAUAAAGCACAUGCUGGAAGAUAGUAAUGCAGGCCGAGAUCGAAUAUCAAUCAACGACAAACUAAUAAGGAUUCAGCUGGACAUUUUGCUUUCAAGCGUAGAGAAAGAAACAGAAGAAAUAAAACAUCUGAAAACAAAACUCUUGGUGGAAAAACAAAACCUAGACAAACUGAAGAACAACAUUAAACAAGAGAAAGAAAUCCUAAAACAAGGAAAGACAACCCAUCUUGUUUUGGCAAAAUCAAACAAGGCAAUGAAAAAUGAACUAUUUGAAAUGAAGAGUAGGCUUGAAGAAACUAAGCAGCAUUCGGAUGUAACUUACCAGUGCAUGCAAUCUACAAAAGAUAAUCAUUUCAUUGUAUCCAGAAGUGGUGGAUUGGAAAAUGAACUCAAACAGAAGCUUAGUACUCUGCCCGAUUCAGUGAUAAAAAGAGGUGUUUACCCAGUAACCAGAAUUUCUAAAAGUGAUUGUCUACGGAAAAUCUGGAAAGAUAUAAAAACAGAAAGGAGGAAUAUUGAUCAGAUGAAGGGUCAGGGUCAUGAGAUGAAAAAGAACCUGGAGAAACAAUUGCAUGUGAUAAACCCGAUUGUUAAAUCAUAUUGGAAACAAAAGGAAUAUAUGUUUGUGAAAAAGAAGACCUUAAAUCAAGGAGUUGGUGACACAUCUCAAAAAUACUCAAAGACCAAGGACAAAAUAGAAGAUGAAAAAUGCUUAUACCUUCAAAAACUCAAAAUUGAGAUACUUAGUGAUAUUGAGACUCUCAUUGUCAAGCAAGAACAUAUCACCAGAGCCCUGAAAACUAGUGAUACAGCUACCCAAACACUUCCGAUGGCUACGACAGCAGAUGGAUACAACAUAAUUAAUGAAGAGCAGACAAAGACUGGGAAAACAAAAUUAGCAAACAAUACGUUCAGUGGACUUUUGUAUCGUCUUCAGUGUUAUUAUAACAAAUGUUGCUGUGGCAACUCCAGGAAGCCAUGUGCGGAGGAUAAAUGAGACAAGUGGUUUUCGGGUGAGUUGGAACCUGACUCAGCUGACUUUUGGCAUGGUGAACUCGUUUUUGGAGUGUGGGAGGAUACACACACAAGAAGCCAAUUGUUUUGCCACCUGAGGAUCAGAUCCGGGUCCAUCGCCAGCAACUGGGUCCUUAAAUCUUCCAUGUGUGGGCUUCUCCACGGGGGAAGUGUGGAUUUUGCAUCCUGCCCAAGGGCUGGGAGGGAGGUGAAGGAGGCAGGACUGGAACAUGGUUACUGGCCGACUCACUCGACCUCCUGGUCCAUGCUGGCCCCGGCAUUAGAAUAUAAACAAUGACAUAUGAAUCAAUUAAAGAAAUAGUACACAGUUUUGUUUUUUAGGUAAACGGAGGAAAAAAAGUGCUUAGAACCACAGUGUCUCAUACCACUAACUCCUUCAUUUAUUCAUGUAACAUUAUUUUAUCAUUAAUUAUUUACUAUAUACUCUAUUGUUCUUUCAUUAUACAGCGUAUAUUGCCUAUCAGUAUUAACUCCUGUAUUUAUUCCAUCAUUAUUAAUAAUGAUUGUUUUUUAUGUAUUUAUUCAUCGCUAGAAUUUUUAAGAUUUCUUUGAAAUGUAAACUGUAUUACAAAUAAAGUAUAUUAUUAUUAUUGUUACAGAA